Molecule: messenger RNA, 579 nt
Organism: Penicillium salamii
Lineage: Eukaryota; Fungi; Ascomycota; Eurotiomycetes; Eurotiales; Aspergillaceae
Source: the annotation of a GenBank genome assembly
AUGGAAUCAUCCUUGUCCACCCCGACAGACGCUGUCCUUUCUCUGCAAGGAAUGGGCUGGGUCACACGCAAGGCUCUCUCCCUCGCCAAAGUAACCAUCUAUAUCCACGAGUACCCAGACAGCGAAAAGCCCGAAAUCUUCCAUGUCGACGGUCAGUCCGUGCUCACCGGUGGCAUCCAAGGCACGAAGGAAUCCCGCACUCUUGACUGGCAACAGCGGGAGCACACCGACCACAUCUUCGGCAAGUUGGUCGGCCAGUCGCGCCACUUCGCCGAUAUCAAGAGCAUUGAUAUCCAAACCUCCGUUGGUAAUGCCGAGGAUGAUGCGCGAGUUGCCAAGUUCUUGAGUGGUGAGACCUUGGUCGAUGGUUCGAAGAGUGAGGGUUUCCUCGAGGAAGAGGCGUUCAUGCAGAGCUUUGUGCAGAACUCCGAGAGUGGCUGGACUGCUGAGCAGAUCUGGGGCUUUGAGAUUAUUGAUGGCCAAAGACUUCACACCCGCCGGGUUGCAGUUACGAAGAAUGGCAAGGUUGAAUUGGCCAGACUUGUCUACUCUUUCAAGGCUCCCAGGACUGAAGAGUAA